Molecule: messenger RNA, 252 nt
Organism: Gongylonema pulchrum
Lineage: Eukaryota; Metazoa; Nematoda; Chromadorea; Rhabditida; Gongylonematidae
Source: the annotation of a GenBank genome assembly
AUGACAACUCGGAUAGCAGCGAUGACGCAGCUGGAAACAUCCGCAUCUGCAAUCGGUGAUAGGCUAAGGGUAAUUGAUGAUUAUCAAACGCAUCACAGACUGAGAGAAGCUACUGGAAGGAAGCGCGCCGAAGACCUCAAUGAACGUGUCCUGUUGUGGUCUCUUGGCCAAACAGCUGUUAUUCUCAUUUUAGGCGUUGCACAGGUAUUCUUAUUACGAUCGUUCUUCACCGACAAAAGAUCAGCGUACUGA